Molecule: messenger RNA, 831 nt
Organism: Cryptococcus wingfieldii CBS 7118
Lineage: Eukaryota; Fungi; Basidiomycota; Tremellomycetes; Tremellales; Cryptococcaceae
Exons: 4
Coding region: 1-831 (276 amino acids)
Source: RefSeq, a predicted model, not a curated record
AUGCGUCCCCUCCUCCCCCUCCUCGCCUCCCUCUCCCUCGCAGCCGCAUUUGACUGCGCCCUCAGCCCCGGCAGCAUCCCCUUCGACCUGCACCCUCUCGCGGGCAUCCGAACAGCCUCCAAGCAAUCCGACACGCCACCGACCACAUCAGAGGCCAAGGUCUCCCUUGAUCUGUGUAAUCCAGAGGGACUCCAGCGAGAAGAAGGGCUGUCAGAUGAAGACCAGUGCCCGCCCAAAACCAAAGUCUGCGUCAAGCUGCUGAACCACAAGCCAUCCUCUUCGGAUCCCGAUAGAGUCACAGCCGUCAUACCCUUCUGGUCUGAAGACAUGCCUGCCGAGGAUGUCACAACUACACCUCUUGGUAGAAGAGGAGACCAGGGGCUCAAGAUUGAUGUGAACGGCCCAGAGUAUGCUGGCGUGCGACAGUAUCUCAACCUCACCCUCAUCUGCGAUACAUCCUCAUCAGAUCCAAACCCCACACUGAUUUCCUACACCUCGGGCAAUCUCAAUCUUGAAUGGGCCACGCCGGACGCUUGUCCAAAGACGGCCGACUCGCCCAGUGCGUCAGAACCAGGGGAAGGAGGUGGCGGUUUCUUGUCAUUCUUGGCAACGCUCUUCUGGCUUGUGCUCCUUGGGCUGGUCCUGUACUUUGCUAUCGGCAUCUUUUACAACCAUCAACAAUACUCGGCAAGGGGUUGGGACCUCGUGCCCCAUCGAGACUUUUGGAGAGACGUCCCUACUCUCUUUUCAGAUUUAUUCUCUCACGUUGCGUCCGGCCUCCGUGGUUCCAGCUCUGGAGGAGGUAGGGGGGGUUACAGCAGCUUGGGGUGA